Molecule: messenger RNA, 1721 nt
Organism: Manduca sexta (tobacco hornworm)
Lineage: Eukaryota; Metazoa; Arthropoda; Insecta; Lepidoptera; Sphingidae
Exons: 5
Coding region: 43-1443 (466 amino acids)
Source: RefSeq, a predicted model, not a curated record
UUCGCGAGAUAACGAAUCAUCUUUUUCUCGUUUUCGUUAAAAAUGUGGCGCGGCGGCUACAACGAAGACUGGGAGAGGAAGAAAGAAUAUCUCAUUCGAACAUUGUUCCAGGACAUUCCACUAUUGUCGCCAGUACCGGAGGAAGAGGGUUCCCGUUAUGAUUCUUCGCCACGCGUGUCGUCAUCUAAUUACCGAGCUCGGAUACAAACCGAAGUACGUAGGCCUUACAGUCCUCUGCCACCGUUGAUCGUGGAGAGAGAGCCCAACCGGCACGACGAACCCGAGGAGUACUACCAGCAACUGGCGCGGAACAUGAGAAGGCUCUAUCGACAGUUGUUUCUCGAAGAGCGCAGUUUAGAUAGCUCCUUUGAAGAAACUGGUCCGGUUGAGAGCCCCACAAAGUACACAACUGACGAUUCUUGGUAUAGGACAUAUGAAAUUGAAAAAAGUGUUGUAAGUCAAAACUCGUCCUCAAGCCCACGUAUGGAAGGUGAUGUCCCGGGCCUAUUAGACUCCACAUUCGUUCAGAACGGAGACGCAGAUACACGUUAUUCAGCUAAAAAGCACCAUCAGAAUAGUAAGACAAGGAGUAUUGACAAAGAGCACAGUAAAGGUUCCUACAAAACUAGUGGUAGUGACGGCUCGAACUAUGAACAAAAUGUAGACUCUGAGGAAUCAAAUCGUAUUUCUGAGAUAAACGAAGAGAGUUCCGGUCUUUCCGAAACAAAUAAUGAUAUCAACGUUGAAAAAAACAAAGCGGUUAGAGCAACUACCAGGAGUCCUCUAAGUUCAGUCACGUCUGAUCCUGGAGGUCAUUAUCAGCAGGUAACCUUUCAAGCCGAAGUGCACAGGGAGUCAAGUGUCCGAGAUGACUCGAGGCUGAGCUUGGUGUACGAAGAAUCUGUGCCUGAGGAGGACGGGGACCAAGCAGCGGCUCGUCUGGAAAAAACUAGGGUUUCAGAUUUAAUCACGGAUAUAAUAAGAACCACGUCAAAUCAGUUAAACACAAGUGAAAUAGAAACGAUGAGGACUCCCCGAGACUUUUGCAUUCGAACGUCAUACGGCUCCUGGCAAGGACAACCCCCUAUAGAGAGUAAUGAACGCAUCUUACCUGAGGCAUCCAGACAUUCACUCGUAGAUUACAAUCCUCUGGAUAAGUCAAAAAGUAACUCGUCCACAGACGCCGAACAUAGUUCUGAUGAUUUUCUUAAAUUGCUACAGAGUUCUACUCCUAAAGUAGGGGAAAAAAGAUUAGUGGUUGAUCAAAUGCUCACUGACUACACAUUGCCUGCGUGUUCCAGUAAUAAAAGAAGGAGAUUUGAAGAUGUGGCUAUACAAGUAAACGAAAUGAUGGAAUGGAGUUCAUUGCGUGGAAAUUUCUUUACUGGGACUCCUAAAAUGUUUAGACUGUGUUCCUGUACAGACCAUAGUUGCACUUGUUAAGCUAAAUUACUGCGCAAGUAGUCUAUAUAUUUACCCAAUAUUAAUUGUUAAAUUUCGAAAAUGAUCUUAUGUCUAUCAUAAAGAAAUUUGUUGUCUCUAGGAAAAUUACUUCAGAGUAUAAAUAGACAUGUUUGUUUUUACGUUUAAUAAUUAGAAAUUAUUAUCUUUGUAGAACACUUCUUUUGUAUUGAAAGUUAAACUUUUUGGUGGAAAUCAAUAAUUGGAUAAUCUUUCAUUUUUGUUCUAUAUGAAAUUUAGUGGCCGUAUUUUGCACAAAC